Messenger RNA from Penicillium cataractarum, 1440 nucleotides. RefSeq names its product alpha/beta fold hydrolase. The transcript is spliced from 3 exons. Lineage: Eukaryota; Fungi; Ascomycota; Eurotiomycetes; Eurotiales; Aspergillaceae. Gene Ontology annotation, molecular function: hydrolase activity. The record is from RefSeq and is a predicted model, not a curated record. The coding region runs from base 1 to 1440 and encodes 479 amino acids.
AUGGGCAACUUCAUCACCAAAGCCAUCACCAGGCUGGUCACAUUCGCCUAUGGUCUCUAUUCGGUGUGCCUAUACGGAUACUUAGCCACUAAGAGGGGCACGUUUUUCAAGAAACGCACCGACAGACAGAAUCUUGAGUUGCAACUUGCUCGCGAUCGCCUGUGGAACCUUUCUAAAGACUACGCCGGCCUCUCCCACUACUUCCUAACGCUCCCAAGCGGGUUCAAAUUCCAUUUCGUGAGCAAUGGUGCUCAUGGUUCUCCGUCGGCAUUGACGUCGGAAAAGCCUCUUGUUAUCUUUAUUCAUGGAUUCCCCGAUAGUUGGGCUAUCUGGCGUUAUAUCGCCACCGCGCCAUCUCUACAGAGCUCCGCCAAUGUCGUUGCUAUUGACCUGCCUGGAUAUGGUGGAACGGAAGGUCUGGAGAAAUACACGGCUACAGCUGUGUUGGAGAAACUGACCGAACUUAUUAUUACCCUCCGCACGCAAUAUGGCGUUGAUCAGGGUACCGAGACGAACAAGAAGCGAGUCAUUAUCGUGGCUCACGACUGGGGAUGCGUGCUGUCGAUGCGACUUGCAGCCGAGGCACCAUCGCUGGCACAUCGAUUUAUCCUGUCCAAUGGUCCAUUGAUGAGCUUGGCUGGAUCCAACGUUCGCCGCAUCGUUGCUUCAGCAUCCAAGAUUUUCAAUACUGCUCUGGCCGCUCCACUCUCAUCCCGUACGCCAUUGCUCCAGGCCCUUCGAACUCUGGGACCCGUGUUCCGCCAACUCAAGAUGUCCGGUUAUGUCUUUGCCAUGCAGCUGCCUCCCACGCUGGUGACUUAUUUCCUAACUGGAGGCAACUACUCCUUCAUGGCAGGUAUUCACAAGGGCUCUCACGGACGAGGCGAGUUCACCCCGAGUGAUGAAGGCACCUCCAUGGCCAGCAGCAUGGGCCCGUCCCUUGCCGAGUCCAAGACGCAGACUGCCGGCGGCGAGUCAUACCCGAGCACCAUCAAGUAUACCCACAAUUUCGCCAACGUCCUACACAUGGCCGGGUACUACCGCGAUGGCGCAUCCGUAGCAAGAUGGCGCAAAUCCGUCGAGACCGUCGCCAACCUGCACAGCAUUGCUGGCGGCAACGAGCUUCGGCGCAGCAACAGCGGGGCCGGUCUGCUUGACGAGGGUACCCCCGGUGCCUUGCAGGCGAACUCGACCGUGUUCUGGGGUCAAAAGGAUAUUGCGCUGAACCCGCAGAUCUGCCUGGAUGGCAUGGCCGAUUAUCUGGUUGCCGAUAGCCAGGUGGUGAUGCUUACCGAGUCUGGCCACUUUACUCCGAUCGAGCCAGAGAGCCGGGUUGCCAUGGUGAAGGCCGUGGAAUGGGCCAUUCACGGCGAAAAGGGCGAUAUCGGCGCCGUUAUUCAGGAGUGCUAUCCGAGCGCAAAGGUCAUUGCCCGGCGAUAA